Molecule: messenger RNA, 1038 nt
Organism: Talaromyces rugulosus
Lineage: Eukaryota; Fungi; Ascomycota; Eurotiomycetes; Eurotiales; Trichocomaceae
Exons: 3
Coding region: 1-1038 (345 amino acids)
Source: RefSeq, a predicted model, not a curated record
AUGCCAUUUCAAACCACAAAAGCACGAAUCCUUUCCGCCUGCUUCCAAAGCUUCACUCCCAAGAACGAACAAAAACGCCAACAAAUUGUUAGAGAGCUUGAAAUCAUUUAUCUAGAGAUUGAGAGAAACCGCUGGGGCUAUUGCUAUGAUGCACAUGACCUUGAGCUGUACAAUAUCGUAUUUCGUGGACUUUCACUCGAUAAAACCCCCACUGAAAACGAAGACACUUUUUUCAUUCCCAUGGCCAAGGAAGACCUGGAUAAGUACCCGCCAGAUCUUGCUCAUGAGGAUACAAAAACGACGGUUGAACGGUUACACCGUAUCUGGGACGAAGGGGAUUAUCCAGAUUGGGCCAAAGGACGUCACCCAGCCAAUCGACUCAAUGACCGACAGACUGAUGCAGAACGACUAUGCAAAUUCAUGAGAAAGCAGUUUGUUGAAAUAAAAAGAAAUGUUCCAAAUAGCACAGAUCGGACUACACUACCCACAGUUUCUGGGUGGAUUCGCACAUGUUACGGUGGCGCUCUGAUUGAUGAAGAGUUAUGCAAUGAUCUAUUUGACUCGUCUAUUUACAGUCUCCAUGACCCCCUUAAGGCAAGCAAUGGCCGCCCACACGCAAUGAUCAGCAUAUCCCAGGGCUACGAAUCUCGCAACGAAGGGCUUUACCGUCAUGAACUCCUCGCAAUUCUGGCUGUCAUAAUAUCCCAGUUCAAGAAGCCUUCGCUAAAGAAACACAAAGUCAUACCAGUCAAGGCGAUAUCGUUUACUGGACAGGAUGGCCGCCUCAUUGAGGCUCAUUACAACAGCAGCAUUUCGCGUCUCAUUUUCCGCGCGUCCGAUCUAUUCGACUUCUCGUCUUACGAGGUGGCGAUGAAAAAUUCCGAGCCAUUCCUGCGCCAUAUGGCGAGCGAAAGCACGGGCAAAACAGAAGCUCUGAAAUCUAAGUUGAAGUGGUUUUCUUGUCCUUUUUUCUUUUCCUACUUCCUUGUGAUCCUUCUGAUCACACUCACGCGUCAUUAUUUGGCUCAGAGGUGGUAG